AUGUCGGAUUGCACCUUCAUUGCUACAAGUCAGAUACCUCAUGCUAAUCCACUGCUCUCGUGCCGACUAUCGAUGCAAAUAGGUGUGUGGUUGUCGAUGGUGGAGGUCAGUGGAGGUGCUGCCCAAUCGCUUCACAUUCGCACCAGCGGCUUGAGUUCAUGUUCGCAGACUCUUGAUAUCGAAUUGCAUAAUAACAAUCAGUCCCGUUCGGUUCGCCUCCAAAAAGCCGGCACUGCUCAGCCUCCCAUCUCGAGGCGGAUAGAUAUUGCCGACGAUCUCGGGUUUGCGAUGUCAGGUACCGACUAUGCCAGGUCGGGGCCGAUGCUGGCUGGCAAACCUGUGUCGUAUAGGAAGGAAACGAAGCAGCAACAUAAGCGCCACCAGGAUAGAGAGGUUGGGGCCCAGCAAGGUCGGGUGCAUACUGAGGGCAUCGUUUGGCGACGGCGUUGGUACGGUUUCUUGGACGAUGACGGGUUCGACGGCGGUUGUGCUUUUGACCCAUAG
Messenger RNA from Uncinocarpus reesii 1704, 504 nucleotides. RefSeq lists its product as uncharacterized. The transcript is spliced from 3 exons. Bases 1 to 504 code for a protein of 167 amino acids. The record is from RefSeq and is a predicted model, not a curated record. NCBI's taxonomy places the organism in Eukaryota, Fungi, Ascomycota, Eurotiomycetes, Onygenales, Onygenaceae.